AUGGAUAAUUCGACCUCUGGAAAAGCCCCGAGCGCUGCAAAAGAUGCCGGCCGUCCGAUUAAGCGGCGCAAAGUAGCUGUGGCUUGCGAUGAAUGCCGUGUUCGGAAGAUCCGGUGCGACGGCGCACAACCCGUGUGUGGACCCUGUACGAGAAAAGCAGAUCCGAGUGUACAAUGUAUAUACACUGGAAAGCAAAAGCUUGCUGUACAAAGCUACAUUGCUACCUUGGAGAGUCGCCUCAAGCUUCUAUCAAAUCCGCGGCAUACUCCGGCAAAGGCACCAACAAGUGUGGAACAUGAGAGCUCAGGCCAUGUUCAAGAGUCUACCUUGUCAUAUAGCCCGGUGUCUUCGUUUGACGCUCCUGUACCAACUCAGUUCACCCCAUCAUCAUCAGUCUCGGAGAAUCGUCAUCGGUUAGCAAGUUGUAUCCCCACAAAUACCAAUGCAGUCGGCGGCUCCCCGUCAGCGAGUGUUUGUCGAAGCCCUUCUGGAAGAACUGCUGGUUACAUAUCCGGGCAGGCCCAGACGCGUCAACGAGCGGACGGUGUGAAUGCAAUGAUGGGUGCGGUCGAAGAAGAACGCCCGACGCAGGGCUUCUUUGGCAGCUCUAGUGCUGCUAGCUUCAUGCAUCAGAUUAAGAUGGCCGUCGACAGAAGAGUCACCUCACCCCACCGGCGAACAUCAGACACCAUUCUAGGAGUGUCCCAUGCUCCAGGUCUCAUGAGUACGAGAUCGGAGAAACCUUCUAGCAUUCAGAGCUAUGUCCUGCCACCGAGAAAGACGGCAGAUAGUCUGAUGGGAGUUUAUUGGUCUUUCGUCUUUCCCCUCUACCCGCUUGUUGAUGGUAUCCGGUUGCGGGCUGAAUAUGAGAAGGUCUGGACGGGCGAACCGCUCGAAAGCGACGAAUCUAUGCUCAUGUGUACAUUCAACGUCAUAUUUGCUUUGGCCUGCCAGCUGGCUGACUUCAUCCUCCCUGAGGAGCGAGAGGCAUCUGCAGACGCAUUCUUUUCACGCGCGAAGGAUCUUCUCCAGUUCAACCUGUGGGAUACAGGGUCCGCUGCCCUAAUUCAAUGUCUACUUUUAAUGGCACAGUACCUACAAAGCACUGAUUCGGCCCACCAAUGUUGGAUAGUUACGGGUCUGGCCAUACGGAAUGCCCAAAGCUUAGGUUUGCAUCUUCCGCAGACUAUUGCCCGACUCCCGAGCCCACAGGAGCAGCAGCUGGCUCGCAAAAUAUGGCACGGAUGUGUGCUCAUGGAUAGAGUCAUCUCCAUGACAUUCGGACGACCCGCAAUGAUAUCGAAAGCAUCCUGUGAAUCGGUACCCUUGCCGGCCACAGUGGAUGAGGAGUAUAUUCCGACAGCUUCAGGGAUCGAAGCUACACAGCCAGCUGAUCAGCCAUCCGUGAUGGCAUUCUAUGCCAAAUCGCUCGAGUUGUAUGAAAUCAUGAACGAUAUCUUAUUGAGCCUAUACAAAACUGUUCCAGAAGAGAGUCCAGAGGACAUGUAUGACUUGUAUUUCAACAAAGAAACUAACCAGGAUGUAUACACGGCUGCCACAGUCUUAAUAGCAGGCUACCUUUGUCCCGCAGUCCUGGACGAAGUGACCGAGGCUGGAAUUACGAGGUCUUGGAACUGUGCUCUGGAAAUUCUUCGGAAGUACCAGAGUUACAGCACAUCUGCACGGCGAUGUGUAGCGGCUCUAGAAAUCCUCUAUGAGAGGGUAGUGUCCGAACGGCCCCCAUCUCAUGAAACCUCCGCCAGUCAUCCGCAACAAACUACCGCGUCCAAUGCAGUCGAUGACAUGUCCCUUGGAGAGGGCAUGAAUGCUAUCUUUGUGGAAGGCUUUGAUUGGCUGGAUUUCCAAGACAUGUCAUGGUUAAACAGCGUGCCUAGUAACUUACACUAG
Molecule: messenger RNA, 1908 nt
Organism: Aspergillus pseudotamarii
Lineage: Eukaryota; Fungi; Ascomycota; Eurotiomycetes; Eurotiales; Aspergillaceae
Product: transcription factor domain-containing protein
Exons: 6
Coding region: 1-1908 (635 amino acids)
Biological process (GO): positive regulation of transcription from RNA polymerase II promoter by galactose; DNA-templated transcription
Cellular component (GO): nucleus
Molecular function (GO): RNA polymerase II cis-regulatory region sequence-specific DNA binding; DNA-binding transcription factor activity, RNA polymerase II-specific; zinc ion binding
Source: RefSeq, a predicted model, not a curated record